CUUUCAGGUUGGACAGCUGUAGCUACAUGGAGAUGGGUUGCUAAUGAUGAGAAUUGUGGGAUAUGUAGGAUGGCUUUUGAUGGCUGUUGUCCAGACUGCAAGCUACCUGGAGAUGACUGUCCCUUAGUUUGGGGAGAGUGUUCUCACUGUUUCCAUAUCCAUUGUAUUAUGAAAUGGUUGAACUCCCAGCAGGUUAAUCAACUGUGUCCAAUGUGUCGACAGGAAUGGAAGUUUAAAGAAUGACUAUACAAGACUUAUACAUGUGAUGAACUAUGUAUACAUUAUUAUAUACAAGAAAUGAUAUUUUUUGUACAGAAUGCACUCCAAGUCAGACUGACUGUACAGCAGUUACAUCAAACACAUUUUGAUGAAGUCAUUUUAAAAUCAUAUGUUUUACAUAUAAUUGUGAAGAGAACUGAAAAAUAGUAUUUAAAACUGUGAUAUUACCUUAUUGUGUUCAAAGCUAUUGUAUGCUAUGUAUUUUAAGAAUAAUAAAUUGUCAGAUAUGUGGCAUUACAAUUUUUCAUUUUUA
Molecule: messenger RNA, 532 nt
Organism: Mytilus californianus (California mussel)
Lineage: Eukaryota; Metazoa; Mollusca; Bivalvia; Mytilida; Mytilidae
Product: anaphase-promoting complex subunit 11
Exons: 3
Biological process (GO): anaphase-promoting complex-dependent catabolic process; positive regulation of mitotic metaphase/anaphase transition; protein ubiquitination
Cellular component (GO): nucleus; anaphase-promoting complex
Molecular function (GO): ubiquitin protein ligase activity; zinc ion binding; cullin family protein binding
Source: RefSeq, a predicted model, not a curated record